UCUUCGUGUCAGGGCGGCGCAACGCGCUCGCGACUCCUCUGCGCCUUGCCGGCUUUUCCUCGCCGCCGCGGCUGCUUCUACCUCAGCGCCGAACGGUCCGUCCCACCACCACACACACACACACACUCACACUCACACUCACACACCGCGCUUGCCCUGGCGGCAGCCCAGCGGUAGCGGCCGAGCGAGGAAAGGAAAGGGGCCGGAGAACGAAGCGGGCGCGGCGGCGGCGGCAGCAGCAGCAGCAGCAGCAGCCAGAGCCGCCGCUUCUUCGCGACAGCCGAGGACGGAAGAGGCGGCGGCGGCGGCGGCGGUCGCUCUCAUCACCCGGGAAGAGGGGGGGGGGGGGGGCACGCUGGAGGGCCUGGCUCCCCUCGUCUAUUGCUCGCUCCGCUCUACGGUGAACAGAGGAGAUGCCCGUGAAAAAAAAGCGCAAAUCUUCCGGGCAGGCGGGCGACGAGUCGGGCCUCAAGAAAUGUAAAAUCAGCAGUUAUUGCAGGUCACCAGCUUCCAAUAAAGUGAUAAGUGGUGAGGAGCAUUUUUCAAGCAAGAAGUGCCUGGCUUGGUUUUAUGAAUAUGCAGGUGAUGAUGAAAUUGUAGGACCUGAAGGAAUGGAAAAAUUCUGUGAAGAUAUUGGUGUUGAACCUGAAAACAUUAUUAUGCUAGUUUUAGCCUGGAAACUAGAGGCUGAAAGCAUGGGAUUUUUUACAAAAGAAGAGUGGCUAAAGGGGAUGACCUCAUUACAAUGUGACGGUACAGAAAAGGUGCAAAGUAAAUUUGAUUUUUUGCGAUCCCAACUGAAUGACAUUUCAACAUUUAAGAAUAUCUACAGAUAUGCAUUUGACUUUGCAAGGGAUAAAGAUCAGCGAAGUCUUGAUAUUGACACAGCGAAAUCUAUGUUAGCACUACUUCUUGGAAGGACAUGGCCACUGUUUUCAGUGUUUUACCAAUACUUGGAGCAGUCAAAAUACAAAGUAAUUAACAAAGAUCAGUGGUACAAUGUGUUAGAAUUCAGUAGAACUGUCCAUGCGGAUCUUAGCAACUACGAUGAAGAUGGGGCAUGGCCUGUUCUUCUUGAUGAAUUUGUGGAAUGGCAAAAGGAUCGCCAAGCAUCAUAGCAAGAGCAGUUGUGAAGAGAACGCUGGAUCUUGCGAUGCCCAAUCUACAAACACUGAUUCAAAACCAAGGAUUGCGUUCACAUCCUUAUGAACUUUAGUCAUUUUUUUUUUCCUUUUAUUUUUAAAGGAAGCCUUGUUACACAUGAAAAGGGCAUUGAACCACACACUUCUGAGACUGAAAAUUGGAGGUUUUUGUCUUAAGUUUCUAUCAUUUCAGAACAAUAAAGAUUCAGAUUUGUAACAGUCUUAAAA
Messenger RNA from Pantherophis guttatus, 1370 nucleotides. It is a transcript of the gene DCUN1D5, whose product is annotated as defective in cullin neddylation 1 domain containing 5. The record is from RefSeq and is a predicted model, not a curated record. NCBI's taxonomy places the organism in Eukaryota, Metazoa, Chordata, Lepidosauria, Squamata, Colubridae. Gene Ontology annotation, cellular component: ubiquitin ligase complex. Gene Ontology annotation, biological process: protein neddylation. Gene Ontology annotation, molecular function: ubiquitin conjugating enzyme binding; cullin family protein binding; ubiquitin-like protein binding.